UUCGUGCACAGCUUAUACCUUAGAGUAAGUGCUAGGUACAACACGCAAACACCUCAAUUAGCUCAAUAGGAAAUUCAGUUUCGUCGCGAUGUGAGGCGAAGCAAAGCAGAUCUCAGCGCACUCACAUAACUCACAAACCCAGCGUUCAUUAACAGCAGAGAAAUCAAUGAGUGACAAGCCCUGGUCACAAGAUUACAAUCCAUCGAAAUUGAAAACGAAAACGUAGGGAGAGAAUAAAAGAGUCUAAUCCUGCCCAGAUAUCGGACUGGCCAUCGUUGGCCCCGCAACACACAACAAUUCCACUCACAUGUCUUUCCGUGCGUAAACUAAUUGGUCUCCACAGCAGAGGGUCAACUAGCAGUCAAUUAACCCACAACGACACCCUAUAGCAAUCUGAUUCCAGUCGGUUAAAGUUGCACCUGAUUCCACACCCAACAUGGCAGAGGGCGACUACGCGGAGCAUGUGGAAAGAACUGAGCUUCCGGCCCCGAUGAUAUCCCGCAAGGAGGUUAGCAUCUGGGCCAUUCUGAAGAACUGCAUCGGCAAGGACCUGAGCAAAAUCACCAUGCCGGUCAUGCUGAACGAACCACUUAGCUUCAUCCAGAGGCUCUGCGAGUACAUGGAGUACGCACAACUGCUCACCGAAGCCGCUCACCAGGAAUGCCCGGCAGACCGGAUGAAAUACGUGGCGGCCUUUGCCGUAUCAGCAUUAGCCUCCAACUGGGAGCGCCUGGGAAAACCUUUUAACCCUCUUCUUGGGGAAACAUACGAGCUGCAGAGGGGCGACUAUCGAAUCGUCUGCGAGCAGGUGUCCCACCAUCCUCCAGUAUCUGCAUUUCACGCAGAAUCCAAGGACUUCAAGUUUCACGGCACGAUUAGUCCAAAAAUCAAGUUUUGGGGCAAGAGUGUUGAGGUGAAUCCCAAGGGAACUGUGACCGUUGAGUUUCCGAAAUGGAACGAAAGUUACAGCUGGACUAAUGUCAAUUGCUGCGUUCACAACAUAAUUGUGGGCAGACUGUGGAUUGAGCAGUAUGGAAAGAUGGAGAUCACUAACUACGCCACUGGCCAUGUGGCAAGUCUAACCUUUAAGUCCGCCGGAUCUGGAGCCAAAAACUUGCAUCGAGUAGAGGGAUAUGUGAAGGAUGCCAGUGAAACCAACAUAUACUUCCUUUAUGGCAAAUGGACCGAGUUCAUUAAAUGCUGCUCUGCCGAGUCCUACGUCCAGUUUUUGAAGCAGGGAACCAGGAAGAACGAUGACUACGAUGGCUCCCCCAACGGAACGCCAAAGAAGAUGUUCUCGAAAUUGAAUAGUUUUAAGCUUAACUCAUUUCGCAGCCUGUCCAUUCAAGACGUAAGUAGCGAUAGCUACCCGCCCAUGGAGCAGGAAGGCGACAUCCCAAAGAGUGACUCUGCAUAUUCACUUGAUAUUCCUGACUCGACGACCCUGUGGAGCUGUAAGCCCCGACCUUCCAAUUGUAGCGAGUACUACCAGUUUACGCAUUUUGCGCUGCAGCUUAACGCCAUGGAUAGCAACAUGAAACCACCGCUGACACUAUGCCCUACCGAUUCGCGACUGCGACCUGAUAUAUUACACCUAGAGGAAGGGAACUUGGACGGUGCCUCCAAGGAGAAGACUCGCCUCGAGGAGAAACAAAGGCACACACGAAAACAAAGGAAGUCCACCAAUAGCGAUGACUGGUCCCCCAGGUGGUUUAAGUACGCAACUAACCCCCAUACCAAAAUCGACGAUUGGCUGUACAGCGGGGGAUAUUGGGACCGCAAAUACGACAACACCGAUACGAUAUUUUAGAAACAUUUUGUAGCGGGCUUACGCUUACAGUAUAUAUAUUUGUAAAAAGUUUGCGAGCUGUUUAAACUUAGGAACCAUUAAAACCUGGAUAAUUGUAAUGGUUGGCAGGUAGAACAUUCCAAAUCCCACCGUUUGAUACCAUCACGUUCAUGUAUGACCACGUGAUUGUACGAUCUGGUGGGGCAGUUGACCUCAGUCAAUCAAGUCGCACAAGAAUCCAUAAUGAUAUUUAGUUGAACGCUUACUUUUCGUAGUUUCUAUGUAUGUGUAUAGAAAGUUGUUAAAUCGUGACGAUUCCAUAUGAAGCUAUUAAAGUGUUAUUCAGUUAUUUGUUGCGCUAGA
Drosophila santomea is the source of this 2152-nucleotide messenger RNA. RefSeq names its product oxysterol-binding protein-related protein 2. The transcript has 9 exons. The record is from RefSeq and is a predicted model, not a curated record. NCBI's taxonomy places the organism in Eukaryota, Metazoa, Arthropoda, Insecta, Diptera, Drosophilidae. The coding region runs from base 437 to 1810 and encodes 457 amino acids. Gene Ontology annotation, molecular function: sterol binding. Gene Ontology annotation, cellular component: intracellular membrane-bounded organelle; cytosol; membrane.